ACGAUAACUGUUACUUACCUGGCCUUUCAGUCUUGAUCUUGACGUGGUGCAUUAUCUCCACCUUUCUAUAAUGUAUGUAACGUUAGCGUUAAUUAAUAAAAACGCCGACUUUUAUAACCACUAAGUUAAUCAAUAUCGUUGACCAUGCAGUGUUUAUAGGUUGAUACCGACUUGUAACUUAUGCUAACGUUACUUGACAAUAGUAGCUAGCUAGCUAACUUAGCUAGGACGUUUGCUUGCUAACGUUAGCUGGCUGCGGUUAGGAUAGAACCGUUUACAAUCCGUUAACGUUAGCCACCUUCUGUGUUAGCAGUAACCAUUGGAUAACGCAAAAGCCAGUUUCUCAAGCCCAGCGAUAUCUACGUUUACCUAUAUUACGAUUAGCUGACUAAUGAUUACCCCUAGCGGUUUCCAUACAUUUACAGGAAAUAAACUGCAGAUUGGGCGUUGUAUUAUUGUAUCAGACCGUAGCGCUUACUAGCUCAAAUUACCAUUGCUAACUUAGCUUGUUUUUGAUCAACGAUCCUUUGCAGACUUUCCUCUUCCGCGCGCUGCCGGUUUCCUAUUAACUGAUUGGCGCUUGUGCUGCGAGGACAUUCUACAUGAUUGGGUAAAUUUGAUGUCCAUCAUAUUUAACUCGGUGCCUAUUGGUUGUAAGUCUUGUAGUAAAUAACGAUCGGCAUAAACAGUGGCGCUUUCUUCUGGUUUCAUCGAUAGUGUUACAUUUGUGUGAAAGGGCUAAGUAAUUAUGUUUUCAGUUACAAAGUUGGACUCGUUGCAUGACUAGAUCUUUAAAGUGCCCGCAGUUGCAUCUUAAUUUGCUAUUUAAUGGACAAUUUGUGUCGUACUGGCAUUUGCCACCAUGGUAACUUUCUUUUGUGGACAUGCCAAGUCAACAAAGACGGCAGGCGGAUGAUGUGGCCUUUGUCUUUCUAAGUUAACUGUUAUUUUACGGUAAGACCUAAGUAAGACAUGCCGAUCCAGCUAUCAUUUAUUGUCAAAGAACUCCGUUGGGAUCAGGUAUAAAUCAGAACCACACUGAAGCAACUUCUUCUGUGCAUCCUCUUGUGUGCUAUGAAUCACUUGUGAUAUUCUAAAGCUGUAAUGAAAUCCAGUGGGCCUGUGUUUACAAGGAAGAAUCCCUUUCAACCAGCAUCCAGAGUGGGGAAGGCAUACUACCACCCAUCCCACAACCAGUCCCUGUCAAAUAAAAAGAAAAAAACAAAUUUGAGUCCUGUACGCUCAAACCAGCGAUCCAGUCCACAAUUACACACUCGGAGCCCAGAGAGCCAACGGCUGGUUGAGCCACGUGGCCAAUAUUUUUCCGCCUCGGAUGAACAACCUGUUUUUGCAGAGUCGUGGCCCUCCACUGAGUGUGGAUCUUCUCCUGCCAGCAGUACAACUUCAUCUGACAUGGAGACACAUAAACAGUCUGCAAGAGCAGGACAAUCUACAGAUACCUCAGAGCUAGGAGUUCAGCAGGACUCCGUAAUGGCGAAGUACAUAGAUCGCUUUCGCCAUGGUCGACCGCAGAGUCGAGAGGAGCGCCAGCAGAUGCACUCAGCCAUUGGCGAGAAGCAGCUACCUUUUUGGUGGAUGUCACCCUCCUCUUCACCCCGCAGUUCAACACCAACUAAAACAACAGACAAAGAUGGACCUGCCAUUUACAGUCCAGCCGGACACCGCCGACACGACGGGUCCCUUUACCCGUGCAGAGGAUCGCUUAGUAUUUUGUCAGACACAUAUCGGGGUGAAUUGGAUGACACCGAGAUCCUACACCUUCAAGAAAAGGCCAGCAGACUUCUGCUGAGAGGUGAAUGUACUCUGAGUGAUGGAUCUAUCCCUGUCAGCUCAGAGGGCCUGGAAUGCUCCGAGUUCUCUUCUCCAAUCAGUGUUGAUGAGCCAGCACGAAGACCUGUGAUUCCCAGUUUAAUAAGAUCUACUGACCCAGUUCAAGCUGUGUCCUCCUGUGUCAUUCCUUCACUGGUGCCUCCCACACGCCGGGAAGAGGACAUCUUGUUCCAGUGGCGUUUAAGGAGAAAGAUGGAGCAGGCCAGGGAGUGGCCCCACUCCCUGCAACAAUCCAGUCGGCAUGGUCCCACUUUUAGCUGGCAGGCCCCCAUUUCAAGCCAUCCUUCAGCCAGUGGACCGGCUUACAAGCAACAUCAGAGUACACAACGUCCUGAAUUCUCACACAAAGCUUCACAUUCGCACAUCACCGCUCCCCAGCCAGAGACCAAAGAAGACCCCGGACCAUGUCCCCCAGUUUCAGGUCCACCUCCUGGCUCUUCAGUCUCUUAUCCCCAGACUGUUGCCCAUGUUCCUGCCCAUAUGCAUUUACUCUGUGAUGUCUUGCCCUGUCCCAUCCAGUCGUCUCGUGCUAACACGCAACAAAACAUUUCAGAAAGUGAAGAUGAGUCUCCGACAAAAGUUGUCCGAAAAAAGACACAGAACUCGGUGAACAUCUUCACGGAUGAGAUUAUUUGUGAACUAAUGCCAUCCCCACCACCGGCUUCAUCUGGAGCUAUAGAAGGAGCGGGGCUUAGUCGCCACAAAAGAUCUGAGAGGGAGAAUGCUCUGACAAGAGAGUCAGAGAAGAAUGCGAGGAAGACUGCUCCGUCCUUCAGAAAGCAGAAGAAAUCAACACGAUAUACUGCAGAUAGGGAACAUGCUGAUGGCCCUGGCUCUACAAACAGGAGUUCUUCACAUCAAAGAGUUUCCGGUCAUAAGGUCAUGCCGUGGCCAGCGCAGCAGCAACAGGAGGGAAGCCAGGGGAUUCCCAGUGAGAGCUGUACUGGCGAUCAUGUACCACCCCCUUCUCCAAUCCACAGCGCCUUAGGACAGGUAGUUUCAGAGGUAUUGUUUCCCACGGUGGAUUCAUCUCCAGCACAAAGGAACCCUGACUCGUCGGCUUCUCCUACUUGCACUUCCUCUGCACCUCCACGUUCCUCAGUUCCGCCAUGCAAUGCACAGAACUCAAUGGAGGUCAUUUCACAGCUGCUGCAAGAAGCUGAAGAUUCAGAUGAAAAAGAGUUUGAAGAUGACCCUUUAUUACAAGUCCUUCGCAAGCAGAGAAGAUGGGUAAAGGAGCAGAUCAGUGAAGUGGACUCUGUGUUACAGAGCAACAAGUUACUUGAACGUUGACAAGAGGCACUUGAUGUAGUCACUUUUUAUUUUAUAAAGAAAUAAAAUGAUUUUGUUUUUAUUUUUGAAGAAAUAUUGCCACAUUAAAAAGUUUGGAGAUA
This is a messenger RNA of Perca fluviatilis (European perch), 3245 nucleotides long. RefSeq names its product proline and serine rich 3 (gene proser3). NCBI's taxonomy places the organism in Eukaryota, Metazoa, Chordata, Actinopteri, Perciformes, Percidae. Bases 1105 to 3144 code for a protein of 679 amino acids. The record is from RefSeq and is a predicted model, not a curated record. The transcript is spliced from 13 exons.